GCACGCGUAAAGACAAGAUGGCGGAAGAGGAACUUGUUAUGGUUGUAGCGUUUCCAUUUUCUAGCGGGAUUUUCUAUCUUUUUCUUGAGAAAUGAUGCGCCUUAUUAAUCUGAAACCAUAGAUGCGUUAUCGUGGAAAGUCUACCUAAGAUAUCUUAGAAUGAUGCAGAUUGUAAAGAAAUUUUCUAUUUCAAAAAUUUUUAACAGUGAAAAUUUUCAGGAAUCUCGUUAUGAGUGAGAUUUGUCAGUUCCCCGACGAGCGAGCUUCAGUUGGAGACACAUUUCGCUGUCGUAAAUGUCGUGUUUAUUUGUUUUGUUUUGAUAAUCUGAGUCCUUUUCACAAGAAGACAGAGCCAGUAGAUCAGUGUUCUGCUUGGUACAUUGACAGCGAUGAAAUCGAUGGCAGUGCGGGACGAGAUACAUUAGUGUGGGUCAAGGAGGCUGUCAAUAAAUCUCAGUGGACAGAAGGAAAGCUCUACUGCCCUAAAUGUACCUCACGUAUUGGCUCAUUCAACUUCACCCAAGGAGUUCGAUGCAGUUGUUUUACAUAUAUAAUCCCUGCAAUAUGGUUUCAAAAAUGUAAAGUAGAUCAGAUUAGUGCCUGUGAUUCCAAGCCAAACAUAAGAUUACCUGACAACCCUGAUAAUAACAGCGAUGGAGACAGUCAUACCCAAGAUAGAAGUCCUAUGUAUUAUAUGGAAUCCAGUCAAACUGGUUCUCAGUCUAGUCAAACCUGUUCUGACAGUGGUCAAUCAGAAUUAAAGACAAAUGAAUCUGGUUCACAAACGAAAAUGGACUUAGGAAAAUAUAAAUCAUUGCUUGACAAGGAAGUGAAAUAUUCAUGUAGGUCAUGUUGCUGUGAACAGGAAAUAGGAUUAGAAACAUUGAACUCAGGAUAUCAAAUAGACUCUAGACAAACAGAGCUCACGAAUUGUCCUGAAAGACGUGAACACUCUAAUCGAGAUUCAAAUAAUGGCAUCAAUCUAAAAGUUUCCGAAAAAAGGACAAGAAAUUACUCCUCCAGCGCAAUGCAGGGGAAGGAAAAUCCUUCACAAUUAUCAUGUACUGAAUUGAGUCAUGUCGCUGAAUCGCGUAGAAUCCAUAGAAGGAAGAUUAAUAGACAAAAGAAGUUCAAUGCAGAAGUUUUGCAGUUUCAACAUGGAGAAUUUUCCUCAACGAAUGAACACGUUGAAGAAGUGCCAUCCAGUCAUCUUCAUGGCAGAUGUUUAGAUAGAGAUGAUGGUUCAAGGUUUGAAAUGUUGGAAGAAAUGAAACAGAAUCAUGACUUUGAUGAGAAAACAGCAGACCAUUCUGAUGAGCACAAGCUCCACCACAAGUUGGAAGAGAUACCAGACCAAGUCACAUGUCCUGUGUGCCUGGACCUGCUGUACGACCCCCUCAUGUGUCCCUGUAGUCAUGUGUUCUGUGACUCAUGUCUGCGGAUUUUAAACUCUAAAAGCCGGCACAGUGUACUGAGAUGUCCUCUGUGUAGGAAGGCAGUCUACUAUGUUUAUGCUGCUAUUGAAAUCAGAAAAGAAAUAAAGAAAUGUUAUCCUAAAGCCUACAAGGCACGUCAUAAAGCAGAGCGUCGUGCACCCCAUCGAAGACUGCCCCUUCCUAAUGGACGAAUGAAACCCCGCCAAAAGAGGUCCAGCAGAGUCCAGGAUGUUCCCAUGCCUUACAGUGUUCUUGUAGUAUUGGCGUGUGUAUUGGCGUGCUGUGGGUUGUGUUUGUUGAUAUUAUUUGUUUUCUGUCCUCCGACUCGUAACGGAUGCAUUACAGUAAUAGGAUAUGAAUGGAUGAAUGGUUAUUGAAAAAAAAUAAAAUAAAAUAAAAGAGAUGGUGGGAAAUACUCCAGUUACGAGUUCUCUGCUGCUCAGGGUUGGCCUCCAUUUUGUGUAGAAUAUUCAUGUGUUCCAGUGAAGGUCCGUGGUAUUUCAAAGUGUUUGUAUUGUUGAAGUUAUGCAUUCUUUACUUUACCGUUGGUAUUUUUGAAUAUUUAAACACUGAUUCGAGGCUAACCCUGAGUAAAUGAGUCUUUGCUAAAGAACACAGCGGUAAUUUGGAAUUUGAAUAAUGGUCUAUCAAAUUGUACAAUAAAUAAAUGGGUUAUUUUUUUGAAUCGUGCGUAAAAAUUUAUGCCUAAUAUCCGCUUUGGGUUGUCAAAUAGUGGUAGGCUGCUUCUUAUUUAUUUAAAUAUUGAGCUAUUUUUAAUUUGUUAUUAAAUAAUAAAAUAUUAUU
Molecule: messenger RNA, 2240 nt
Organism: Actinia tenebrosa (Australian red waratah sea anemone)
Lineage: Eukaryota; Metazoa; Cnidaria; Anthozoa; Actiniaria; Actiniidae
Product: E3 ubiquitin-protein ligase RNF180
Biological process (GO): serotonin metabolic process; protein polyubiquitination; positive regulation of proteasomal ubiquitin-dependent protein catabolic process
Cellular component (GO): endoplasmic reticulum membrane
Molecular function (GO): ubiquitin protein ligase activity; ubiquitin conjugating enzyme binding
Source: RefSeq, a predicted model, not a curated record